Molecule: messenger RNA, 1943 nt
Organism: Aspergillus wentii DTO 134E9
Lineage: Eukaryota; Fungi; Ascomycota; Eurotiomycetes; Eurotiales; Aspergillaceae
Exons: 6
Coding region: 6-1772 (588 amino acids)
Cellular component (GO): mitochondrion
Source: RefSeq, a predicted model, not a curated record
AAACCAUGUCCUCCGUGGGCUUGCAAUCAAGGAUUCUCUCGAGGCAUAUCACUCGUAAAAGCGUGUUGAAUGGGCUCGUCCCUUCUCAUCAACGUCAGAGCAUGAGGGUGUUUUCUUUCUUCAGCUGGGGUGCAGGACAGCCAAAGUCUCAUCAGCCAGAGCUCUACCAAGAAAGACAAAACGGAAUUGAUGAGAGAGUCACAGAAGAAGAUUUGUAUCGAUACAGAAAACACCGAUGGCUAUUCAAUGAACAGCAUGAACUCCUCAAGCGAUACGUCAAGUUCAAUCUUCAGCAGCUUAUCAAAGUUGCUGUUGGAGUCAGCGAUGGAGCCCGCUCUUGUACCAAGAUUGUGAAAUGUUCCGAGGGGCUACACAAUAAAGCUUUCAUAUUGACCAUGGAUAACGGGAUGGAGGUAUUUGCGAAACUUCCAAAUCCUAAUGCCGGUCCUGCCCGUUAUACCACUGCAUCGGAAGUCGCCACACGUGAUCUGCUGCGCGAUGUGUACAAAAUCCCCGUUCCUCGGGUAUUGGCGUGGUCUUCUGACCCUCGGAACCCCGUCGAGGCAGAAUAUAUCAUCGAAGAAAAAGCACCCGGAGUUCGACUUGGUUCUGUCUGGCAUCAAUGGCCGAGAGAAACAAAAUUGAAGUUGAUAAUGCAGAUUGCCGACAUUGAGAAUACUUUGACCAAUAUAUCGUUUCCCAGACAUGGUUCUAUAUAUUUCAAGGACGAUCUGCGGGAAUUGGUUGGACACGCGGAGCAUAUCGACAUGGAUAAUUCCUCAGAGGACCUCCAACAUUUUUCGAUCGGGCCUCUUACUUCAGCUGAGUUAUGGAAUGGUGGUAGGGGAGAUAUGAAGCUUGAUCGGGGACCUUGGCAAAAUGCUGUUGAAUACACGCAAGCACUGGGGCGCAAUGAGAUAAGUUGGAUCGAAAAACAUGCAAAACCUCGGAUGAACUAUCAUCGCUCGAGUCAAUCUCCCGAAAACCCCGGUGAUGGUCUUGCCCUUCUCAAGCAAUACAUGGAUGUUGCACCCUAUCUUGUUCCAACAGACAAAGCCGCCUCAUCCAACAUUCUGUGGCACCCGGAUCUGCAUCUCGAUAAUGUAUUUGUUAAUCCGGAUACACACACCAUCACCCGCAUCGUAGACUGGCAAUCAGCUUGCGUGGCGCCUCUAUUUUACCAAUCCAGCGUCCCCAGAAUGUUUCGACAUACUGGACCCGUGGCAGAGGGAUGGGUUGUUCCACAACGGCCGGAAGACUUCGAAUCUCUGAGCGAUGAAGAGCAAAACAAGAUUGACGCCGAUCUGGAAAGUCAAAUCAUUCACAAAUACUACGAAGCCCAAGUCUACAAAAGGGCGCCUCUCCAUUGGGCUGUGCUACAGCAGAAAUCUAUUCCCGCCAUUCGAAAGCCCGUAUGGCUCGUGAACGGGAUUUGGGAAAGCCGGGAUUUAUUCUUUCUUCGUGAUGCACUCAUCGAGCUUGUCGCUGACUGGGAUGACAUUUUCAAUGGCCAGCCUUGUCCUAUUACAUUUACGGAAGAAGAACUUGACAUGCACGUGAAGGAAGAUGAGAAUAUGAAUGGUGUUGGACAGAUGCUUGCGCUGUUUCGAGAUCAGGGCGUACUUCCCGUUGAUGGGAUGGUCGAAGCUGAGGAUUAUGAGGUGGCCAAAGAGAACUGCAGCAAGUUCAAGGAUGUUUUUAUCAACUUGUCCAAGGAUGAAGAAGAGAGGAAUUUAUUCGAGAGGUUAUGGCCGUAUAAAGAGGACGAAUGAGGGAAGCAAAUUGCCAUUGUAAUUGGAAACCAUGAAGCCAAAUAAACGGUUACUUGAUCUGUAUACAAACAAGGGAUGGGUGCAAAUCUCCUGCAUGGGGUAACCAACGGAUAUUAUGCAAGGGACUCCACGUCUCAUGUAAUUGACUGUUGAUAUUUGUUUGAACUCAAC